AUGGACGAUCGUCAUAAAACACCUCGCAUAUAUGCUUCUGGUGCACAAAAAAGAAAGUUAAAAGUAGACCGUGAUAACCAGAGAGAAGAAAAAAGGAAAAAAAAUGAUGAUUCUGAACCUCGUAAAUUAAAUAUUGAAAAUACCAAUACUAUAGAAAAUGAACCAAUCGUAGAACAGGAAAUUUCGAAGACAUUUAUUGGUUUUGAAAAUGAUGUUGGUAUUUGGCCUCAAAACUCUACCAAUGAAAUGAUAACAUACUGGAUAAAACAAGGAUCUAAACAUUUGCAAAACUGCGAUAAAAUUGUAUUAGAAACAAAAUCCGUCCAACAAGAUCGGGUUGAUCGCUCUGCACAUAAUACUAGAAAAUGUUCUAUACAUUUUUUCAAACGGAUAACUAAAAAUAAAGAAGUUAUUAAUCGUAAUUGGCUAUGUUUUUCACCAACUACUGGUAAACUUUAUUGUUAUAUUUGUAAACUAUUAGGGAUAAAAAGUGGAAAGUUAUCUAGUGAUGGAUUUUGUGAUUGGAAGCAUGCAGCUGAAAAGUUAUCCCAACAUGAAACAUCUAAACAUCAUCUUGAAGCAAUUCUUGCAUUAAAUCAUCGAGAGAGAAAAAUUGGUUGUCUUGAUCAUCAACUUCAAAAACAAAUUGCAGAAUUAUCUUCUUAUUGGCGUAAAGUUCUAAAGCGAGUAGUAAGCACGAUCAAAUUUAUCGCAGAACGUGGCUUAGCAUUUAGAGGAGAUAACGAAAUAAUUGGUUCACCAAGAAAUGGAAAUUAUCUUGGAAUUCUUGAAUUAGUGGCGGAGUUUGAUCCACUUCUAUCGGCUCAUAUAAGAGAUCAUGCGAAUAAAAAAAGUGGCCACACAAAUUACCUUUCAUCAACUAUUUGUGAAGAAUUAAUUGAUCUUAUGGCUAAAGAAGUAUUAGGCGAAAUAAUUACAAGAAUUAAAAAAUCAAAAUAUUAUUUUGUAUCUGUAGAUUCUACUCCCGAUGAAGCACAUAUAGAUCAAUUGACUAUAGUAGUACGCUAUAUGGAAGAAAUAACUCCAGUAGAAAGAUUCUUAACAUUUGUACCAAAUUGUGGUCACACUGGCAUUGAAAUGGCAAAUACUCUUAUUACAUUUUUGGACUAUCAUAAAAUUGAAUUGAACGACUGUCGUGGUCAGUCAUAUGAUAAUGCGGCUAACAUGAGUGGCAAGUAUCAAGGAAUGCAAGCCUUAAUUAAAAAUAAAAAUGAAUUCGCAGAAUUUGUUCCAUGUUGUGGUCACUCUCUAAAUUUAGUUGGGAAAACAGCAGCCAACUCAUGUGUUGCAGCUAUUCGAUUCUUUGAUUUUAUACAAAACCUGUACGUGUUUUUUACUGCAACUCCCACACGUUAUGCACUUUUAACAAAAAAAUUAGCUUGCAUAGAUAAAAAUAAACGUGUUUACGUAUUAAAGAAUUUGAAUGAAACCCGUUGGUCAUGUCGUGCAGAUGCAACAAAAGCAGUUGUAUUUGGUUAUGAUUUUAUAAAAGAAGCUUUGGAAGAAAUUUCAAACGAUCUUGAACAAAAAGACAUUGUUAAAAUCGAAUCAAAAAAACUCAAUGAAUCAAUGUGUACACUUGAAGUGGCAUUUUAUGCAAUUUUUUGGAAUGACAUUUUAGAGAGGUUUGAUUUAACAAGCCAUCUUUUACAAGACCCGAAAAUAGUUCUUCAAACUGCUGUAAAUGCCCUAAAUUCUCUUUUAUCAUUUGUUCAAGAAAUACGAAAUAAAUAUGAAGAGUACGAAGAAAAAGCAAAACAAAUGUCAGGAUUAAAAGAUCAGAGCCGUUUCGAGCUAAACAAGAAAUAA
Myzus persicae (green peach aphid) is the source of this 1830-nucleotide messenger RNA. Its product is annotated as zinc finger MYM-type protein 1-like. NCBI's taxonomy places the organism in Eukaryota, Metazoa, Arthropoda, Insecta, Hemiptera, Aphididae. The coding region runs from base 1 to 1830 and encodes 609 amino acids. The record is from RefSeq and is a predicted model, not a curated record. The transcript is spliced from 3 exons.